UGAAAAUCGAAUUAUUUUCAGAUUCAAGCGAUUCGAUAACAAAUUCAUCAGACCGUACUUGGUGAGGAAUCAUCAAGGAGCCGAACCGAAGAUUCUAGAGACAUACUCGAAGUUGGCGAUGAGGGAUGCUAUGGACUACAUGAGGAGGAACGCUUCCACGAUAGGAAACAUCUCUGGAACUGAGAGCAUGUCGACGAUCUUCAGGAACUACACGGCGGGCAACCUGAAUGGCAGCGCGAGCUUCAGCCAACUGGAUUCGAGCACUUGGAACAUAGAUAUGCAAGAGUUGGAGUACAACCCUUCGAAGAAGGAUUUGACCGACGCGAAGAUCCACCAUCUGCUGGCCGAAGAACUGUGCAAACCCUACAGGAGGGUGAGUCUCCUAUCCGAUCGGAAUCAUCGGAGAUUGAGCUACAGCCGACACGCCGUCAACGAUCGAGACCUUUCCAAUCAAGUCAAUUACAAGAUGCAACUGAACUUCAGGCGUCUCGUAGCGGAUAAGAAGCAUCAUCACAAGAGGCACAGCAAGAAACUGAACAAGGUAAAGACAUCAGUUAUUAAAGUCCAACAUCUUAAUAUUAAUGCUAACGAAAAGGUUGUUUUACGCCCCGAAGUGGUUCAUACUUCUCCUUUAACCACCUACAAAUUAACACUAUUAACAUAGAGUUUGCAAUACCUGUUUUUCGUUGGCUGUCCCAAAAA
This is a messenger RNA of Nicrophorus vespilloides, 702 nucleotides long. RefSeq lists its product as uncharacterized. The transcript is spliced from 3 exons. Bases 119 to 664 code for a protein of 181 amino acids. The record is from RefSeq and is a predicted model, not a curated record. NCBI's taxonomy places the organism in Eukaryota, Metazoa, Arthropoda, Insecta, Coleoptera, Silphidae.